Molecule: messenger RNA, 411 nt
Organism: Scedosporium apiospermum
Lineage: Eukaryota; Fungi; Ascomycota; Sordariomycetes; Microascales; Microascaceae
Exons: 3
Coding region: 1-411 (136 amino acids)
Cellular component (GO): nucleosome
Molecular function (GO): structural constituent of chromatin; protein heterodimerization activity; DNA binding
Source: RefSeq, a predicted model, not a curated record
AUGACUGGAGGCGGAAAAUCUGGUGGCAAGGCUAGCGGUUCCAAGAACGCGCAAUCUCGCUCUUCCAAGGCUGGUCUCGCCUUCCCGGUCGGUCGUGUUCAUCGUCUGUUGAGGAAGGGCAACUAUGCCCAGCGUGUCGGUGCUGGCGCCCCUGUUUACCUCGCUGCAGUCCUGGAGUACCUGGCUGCCGAAAUUCUCGAGCUGGCAGGCAAUGCCGCUCGUGACAACAAGAAGACGCGUAUCAUUCCUCGUCACCUCCAGCUCGCCAUCCGAAACGACGAAGAGUUGAACAAGCUUCUUGGUCAUGUGACCAUCGCGCAAGGUGGUGUUCUGCCUAACAUCCACCAGAACCUUCUGCCCAAGAAGACCGGAACGAAGGCGGGUGCCAGCAAGGGCAGUCAGGUUCUUUAA